Carassius carassius (crucian carp) is the source of this 1582-nucleotide messenger RNA. RefSeq names its product calponin-2-like. NCBI's taxonomy places the organism in Eukaryota, Metazoa, Chordata, Actinopteri, Cypriniformes, Cyprinidae. The record is from RefSeq and is a predicted model, not a curated record. The transcript is spliced from 7 exons. Gene Ontology annotation, molecular function: actin binding. Bases 105 to 1025 code for a protein of 306 amino acids. Gene Ontology annotation, biological process: actomyosin structure organization.
GCUAAAAAAGUAAAGCAGACAAAACUAUCAGACUUAAUCCGAAGUCCUUUUUUCGGUUCACGACAAUCUGUUUUGCAACUUUGGCUGCUCUUGUAGAUUACACAAUGUCUUCGCAGUUCAACAGAGGUCCAGCAUACGGGUUUUCAGCGGAAGUGAAAAGCAAGAUUGCACAGAAAUAUGACCCGCAGAGAGAGGAAGAGUUACGAAUUUGGGUCGAGGACGUUACUGGGCGCUCAAUUGGAGAUGACUUUCAGAAAGGGUUAAAAAACGGUGUCAUACUCUGCGAGCUCAUAAACAAACUUCGGCCAGGGUCAGUGAAAAAGAUCAACCAAUCAUCGCAAAACUGGCAUCAGCUGGAGAACCUGACCAACUUCAUUAAAGCGAUCACCACAUACGGGCUCAAGCCUCACGAUAUCUUUGAAGCCAAUGAUCUGUUUGAGAAUGGAAACAUGACACAGGUUCAGACCACCCUCCUGGCUCUUGCUGGCAUGGCUAAAACCAAGGGCAUCCACUCAAGUGUAGACAUUGGAGUGAAGUAUGCAGAGAGACAGGAGAGGGCAUUUGAUGAGGAGAAAAUGAAAGCAGGACAAUGUGUCAUUGGAUUACAGAUGGGAACAAAUAAAUGUGCAAGUCAAGCUGGAAUGAAUGCCUAUGGUACCAGAAGACACCUGUAUGAUCCCAAGUCACACAUUCUACCACCAAUGGACCAUUCAACCAUCAGUCUGCAGAUGGGCACCAAUAAGGGUGCUAGCCAAUCUGGUAUGACCGCUCCAGGAACCCGUCGUGCCAUCUACGACCAGAAAUUAGGCACUGACAAGUGUGAUAACUCCACAAUGUCUCUUCAAAUGGGCUUCGCUCAAGGCGCCAACCAGAGCGGGCAGAAUUUCGGGCUUGGCCGUCAGAUCUAUGAUGCCAAAUACUGCCCCAAAGGUGCACCCAGCGCAAGCGGAGAAACUGACACUGGCUACGUGGAUUACCAAGACGAGGGCUACCAGGGUUACCAGGAUGACGGUCAAGAUUACUGAAUCAACCAAUUGCAGGCAAUGAGUCUCAAGAAGCUAAUGGCAAGCAGAUGCUUCCUUGCAAACAAAAGACCCAAAGCAUUCCAUUACACCACCGUGAGCGUGCCAAAUGUUGGAGAGUGGUGAGAGUGACCCAAUAUGAAACAUCACUUAUGUUUUAAAUGUAAACAUGUGUUUUUUUUUUUUUUUUUUUUAAUAAACAUUGUUUUAUUAAUUUAAAGUGAGAGCCCUACACAACAUAUCAGUUAAGUCUUAUAUGUAUUGAUACUUGUAUUUUAUAUGGUUCAAGUGACAGUCAUUUAUUUGCACAGCCACUAUAAUAUUUAGUAUUUGCUUACUGUCGUUUUUAUUUUGUACUUUUUAAUGUUUGGUAAAAAUGCUGAUCUAUACUUUAAUGUUAAACGCAAGUAUGACAGGGGUUAUUUUCACAAUCCCAAAUUUCAUUUUUUUUUUUUUUUUUUUUUCAGUUUUAAUCAAGCUGUUGUGAAGAAAUCUGAUAUUAAGUAUGUAUGAGAAAUAUUAUGUGAGCCUGAUUCAUUAUUUGAACAUGUUCAGGGGUU